This is a messenger RNA of Bactrocera latifrons, 609 nucleotides long. Its product is annotated as odorant receptor 33a-like. The annotation marks the transcript as partial. The transcript has a single exon. The record is from RefSeq and is a predicted model, not a curated record. Gene Ontology annotation, molecular function: olfactory receptor activity; odorant binding. Gene Ontology annotation, biological process: sensory perception of smell. Gene Ontology annotation, cellular component: membrane. Lineage: Eukaryota; Metazoa; Arthropoda; Insecta; Diptera; Tephritidae.
UUGAACAUUUUCGCAACGUAUGCCUUUCCGCUUCAUCUGCUUUUGGGAGUGUUUUUUGCCAGCGACAUGGAAACCGUUUUCACCAAUCUCGCCAUCUCUAUUUCCACCAUUGCCUGCACAGCUAAGCACUUAACGCUUCGUCCGCAACUCAGCCAAAUAAUUUUUGUUAACAAAAUUCUACAGAAUCUGGAUCAGCGGGUGCAAAAUGAAGAGGAUACGCGUUACUACAUGAAAAAUAUGCGUGCGAUGUGCAUUUUUAUGAUGAAUUUCUUCACCGUUUCCUACUUUGCGGUAUCAGGUAUGGCAGUGCUGGCUGCUCUCUCUACUGCCAAUAUCUUAUAUCCGGCUUAUGUGAUUGUCGAUUGGCAAAAUUCAUUUUGGAAGUACUUGGCGGUAUUGGUCUUUCAAACGUACGGUUUAAAAAUGCAAAUCGUGCAGAAUCUCACCAACGAUGYKUAUGGACCUAUGAUCYUWUGCAUGCUUUCGGGACAUAUYCAUUUGCUCUCCAGRCGUAUUUCRCGYAUUGGACACGAGCACGAAWCCGAAGGGGAUAGAAACUAUGAAGAACUAGUGCUGUGUAUARACGAAUACAAAGUSUURAUGAAGUAA